GCCGGCGUCUGUGAGUCACGCCCGCCGCGCGCCCGCCGAGCUGCCGAGCGCCGGGCUGCGCCGGCGGGGCGGGGUCGCCUAUGGGACUUUCCAAAAGCAAACAUAAACCUAGGACAGGUGAGGAGCCAAAGAAGGGCCGCAUCUAUUCAUUUCCCAAGGCCAAGGAAAGGCCCGUGUACAGGCAUUCUCAAGAGUCUGAGAAGUCUCCGGACACUAAGCCUGCAGAGAGCUUUCAUGGAAAGAAAGGGGCAGCCAAGCGACAGUGGCCUUCAUCCGAAGUGGAAGAGAAACCUGAUGUAAAGGUAAACUCGAGCAAGAAGAAAGUUGUCAUUCCACAGAUCAUCAUCACUAGAGCCUCAAAAGAGACUCUCACCAGCUACGGUUCCGUAGACGAAGAGCAGAGAACCAUUCAGGAGCAGGCUGAAUGGGGCCCCUACUGCCGACACAGAAACCCUAGUACAGUACACGCCUAUGACUUCCGAGAAUAAACAAGCGCCCCGA
This is a messenger RNA of Hyaena hyaena (striped hyena), 501 nucleotides long. It is a transcript of the gene SPATA33, whose product is annotated as spermatogenesis associated 33. NCBI's taxonomy places the organism in Eukaryota, Metazoa, Chordata, Mammalia, Carnivora, Hyaenidae. The coding region runs from base 81 to 488 and encodes 135 amino acids. Gene Ontology annotation, cellular component: nucleus; cytoplasm. The transcript is spliced from 3 exons. The record is from RefSeq and is a predicted model, not a curated record.